Messenger RNA from Thrips palmi, 2006 nucleotides. RefSeq names its product gonadotropin-releasing hormone receptor-like. NCBI's taxonomy places the organism in Eukaryota, Metazoa, Arthropoda, Insecta, Thysanoptera, Thripidae. The record is from RefSeq and is a predicted model, not a curated record. Gene Ontology annotation, molecular function: corazonin receptor activity. Gene Ontology annotation, biological process: neuropeptide signaling pathway. Bases 29 to 799 code for a protein of 256 amino acids. Gene Ontology annotation, cellular component: membrane. The transcript has 6 exons.
AACAGUGAAAAAUUCUUCCGUCUCAAACAUGUAUUUUAGGAAUCACUUGGUUGUUCAGCUGCUCAUGUUCAGCGUCAAGGAGGGCCCGUUCUACGAGCCCUACUACCAGUGCGUCACCUACGACGUGUCCACCGAGUCGGAGCGCCUCUACAACAUCAUCAACUUCAUCACCAUGUUCGUGAUCCCGCUGCUGGGGCUCGUCGCCUCGUACCUGUCUAUCUACUGCACUCUGUCCAGAGGACAACGGGAGAUCCGGAGCGUCGACAAGAUGACCAUCGCCACGUACGACCAGAACCGGCAACGCAGCAUGAAGCGGGCCAUGAAGAAGUCGCGCUGGAUCGCCGUGGUGAUCGUGUGCGCCUACCUCGUGUCCUGGCUGCCCUACUACAUCACCAUGCUCGUGUACUUUCUCUCACCCGACCAGGAGCAGUGGUAUGACUCCAAGUGGAUGGACUGGAUCUUCUUCUUCGGCAUGGGAAACAGCGUCGUGAACCCGGCAAUAUACGGCAUGUUUCAACUCUGGAAGCCCAAGAGAAGACGACAAUGGUCCUGCUUCAGGCACAGGGACGGCUCCACGCAGGUGUCCCAGUUCGUGACGCAGGACAGCUUCCGGCGGCACGGCACGGCGGCGUUCAUCGCCACCACGGCGUCCCUGACGACGCCGCGCGUCUGCGGCGACGUGGUCCUCGAGGUCCCCGUCGUGGUGCGGACGGCCGGCAAGGCGGGCCCCUUCGGCUGGAGGGCCAAGUUCCUCCGCAAGUACAGGGCUCUCCGGGCGCACUCUCAGGCCCACAUUUGAGCGGGCGGUUGCUGGAUCCACUGCAAGGAAAAGCCACAACAAAAGUACACGAAUUUCUAGCAAAUUUUUUAUCAGGAAUCUAUUGUACUCUCGAAGUACAACAAUACAAUGGAACCGGCAUGACGAGUGCUGGGCAAUCCAGGCCUCGUUGUGGUUUGUACAUUUCUCGUUGUACUUUAUACAGUCCCUAUUGUACUUUUAUUGUACAGUUUUCGUUGUACUUUUGUUGUACUACACUGGCCGUCAAAAUUUAAGCCCCACUUUUUCCUUCUCCUAUAACUAUUGCUGGAAUUGAGCUAGAAACUUGAAAUUUUGAGGAGAGAUGGGCCAAGGUGUUGGGUUAACGUCCCCAAACUCAGGUCUAAAAAUCCGCUCUGUUGACAGCGGAUCCGGUUUGGUUGGAGUGGAUCCACUGCGGCCGUAGUGGAUCCUCUAAGUGCUUAGUGGAUCCUCUAUGGGGUCACAGCGGAUCCGCUUGGGCCACACCGGAUCCUCUACGAUCCGCAGAGGAGAGGAUCCGGUGAGUACAGGAUCCAUUAAGCCAUACCGGAUCCCUUAGAGCAAUACCGGAUUCACUGAGCGCUUACCGGAUCCACUAACCUAAGCGGAUCCACUGUGAGUUUUCCGAAAUGAAGUGGCUAUAAACUCCAAAGUUUUAGGAAUUUUGACCCCAAAAUUUAUACAGGGUAUAUUAAAGAGAAUUCACUAGGGCCAUUUUAAUUUCUUUGCAAUCGAACAACUUGAUAUCGCUAUCUUGUAAACCGCUGAUGAUAGCGAGAAACGGAUUGCACAUUUGGAUCGGACUCGGUUUCAUUAUGCAGGAGUUCACUUUUCAAAAUUCAAAUCCCUUUGGUAGUUUUCCAAAUAAAGAUUUCAUGUUUGCUCAGAGGAUCCACUAAGAUCAUAAAAGAUCCGCUUAGGCCAUCCGCUGUGGUGACCGCAUCCGCUUUGGUGACACCGGAUCCGCUGUGGUAACAACCGGAUCCGCUGUAAUGACAGUGGAUCCGCUACUUACGGGUAGAAUUCGCGUCCGCUUAGAACGGGAUCCGCUACCACUCACCGGAUCCGCUUCGAUACCGGAUCCUGUAUAAAAGCGGAUCCGGUGUGCGGUAGCGGAUCCCGUUCUAAGCGGACGCGAAUUCUACCCCUAAGUAGCGGAUUUUUAGACCUGGGAAGUUGCAUCAACGAAACCCACCCCUUUGCGUCU